CAGGAGUAGACGAAGACUUUGAGUAUCGACCAAAAAGUCAUUCCACCUUCCUCGUUCAUGUACCUGAGUGUAUACUUAUAUGAUUUCUCGUCAAUUUAUUUAAAAGAAGGAGCGAUCCGAUAUGUCGAAAAACUACGACAAUUGGGAGAAGCUAGUCGGAGCCGUGCUGAAGAUAGAGCAGUUCAGGCAGCUUGCUGCGCGCAACUCAACAAGUUGCAGCACCAUCAGCGACGACAUGUCAUUUUCAUGGCUUGACAAUGACGCCCCAAAAAUUCAAACACUCACACUUUAUUACGAUGCAACUCAUACGGAAACCAUUUGGGGAAUGUUCCUUUCUCCUCCUCAAGAAUUGCACUCGGACUUAGAAACAGUACCAAGAUCUGUACCUGGGAAGGUGGUUUUUCUUCCUGUUGGAGCUAGAGAAUUUGUGAUUCAGACUCAAGAUUCUCCAGCGCAGUAUCUUCCUUUCUCUAGCAAAUACGAAUACGAUUCCAAUUCCAGGUUUGAAACUGUGGAGAUCAAAUCUUUUUCAGCAGUCGAUAUUCGAGGGAAGAUCAGAACGCGUCUGCUGACCUCGAACACCAUUUAUGGAGCAUAUCUAAUCUUUAAAUUAGCAUACGACCCCUAUGAUGGUGAGAGGGGCAGAGGGAGAGAGAAGGCCGUAUGCCGUAGUGAUAGAUGGACAGAAUUCCAAAUCGGAAGUUUUUAUGUGGACGGUGCAGACGAGCAGGAGAUGGAAGCGCGUGUCGUCGAGACAAGUAACCGAUGGAAGGGUGGUCUUUUAGUUGGGGGAAUCGAGUUUCGACCUCUUGUCAGCGUUAAGCAACUCUGAUAUCUUUUUGUUUUAUAAAGUAAGGAACACAAGCUUUAUUAGGCCAUGUUCGAUUUCCUCAUUUCAGAUUAAUCUUAAAACGACAACAUGAACACAUAUAUGUUUAUCAAUGGUAUUCGACAUGUAUAGUGUGUAUCACUAAUUUUGAUUCCAACACUGGGAACAUACAAAUUAAUGAAAUGAAAGAUUAUUAUAUGAGUGGA
Messenger RNA from Salvia splendens (bonfire salvia), 1035 nucleotides. Its product is annotated as putative F-box protein PP2-B12. The coding region runs from base 122 to 832 and encodes 236 amino acids. Lineage: Eukaryota; Viridiplantae; Streptophyta; Magnoliopsida; Lamiales; Lamiaceae. The transcript is spliced from 3 exons. The record is from RefSeq and is a predicted model, not a curated record.